CUCCGCUCCUCCAGGGCUGCUGUCCGGCCAAAACAAAGAUUCCUUCUACAUUUCCUAGCACAAAAAUUCAUUCCAAAUCUUAUUAACAGAGAUGAGAUGAAGGAGGAAACAGAGCUGAUGCCAUUCUGAAGGUGGCAUUGUCCUUAGUGCUGGGGAAACAGCAUCCAGGGACCUGCUCUGAAAGCCAACGCUGGGAUUCAGGGGGCUGACUCUCCCACUGGAUGAAUUUACUCUUCAGUGAUUUUUAAGUGGUUUUGCUGCUGAUUGGAAUUCUGUCCUGAGCUGUUGCAGCCUUGCUGGGCCACCCUGAGCUGCUGCUGGGGAAACAGGAGCCAGGCUGGCUGGGCUGAGCUCCCUGCCCACGCCGUGCUGGAGUGGGAAAUACAAACUAGCACGUGGAAAAGCAAAAUUACAUCUGCAAAACUGAUUUUUGAUGGCUGAAAUCCUUGGUCUGUCUCCAGAUUUCUGUCCCAUCUGGACAGAUCUGACAUCCAGAGCAGAGAAGCAGAGCACUGAUAAAAGGAGUCACUCCCGAUCGGCUCUGGCUGCACAGGAUCGGGAGCCCGGCAGGACAAACGCGGAGCUGUUGGGCCAGCGGGAUGCCAGGCUCCUGUGUCCGAACCCGCCCGGCUUUGAGCUGUGGACGUGUUCCUGCCUAACUCACAGCUGCCACGGAACUCUUUGGGAAGGCAGGGAUUGGAUGCUGAUCUUGGGCAAAAGCACUGUCAGAUCUAAAGCCCAGCCAUGGCUGGAGAUUCCCGGAUCUUCAUGAACCAGGACAUGGACAUUGGGGUCACAUCCCGGGAGCCCAAGAAGAUCCCCAAGCAGGCUCGGGAUGACGUCCCCAUCGCCACGGACAGGACCCGGCUCAUUUCCGCCGAGGGCAAGAAGCCACGGCAGCGCUACAUGGAGAAGAGUGGCAAGUGCAACGUGCACCACGGGAACGUCCAGGAGACCUACCGGUACCUCAGCGACCUCUUCACCACCCUGGUGGACCUCAAGUGGCGCUUCAACCUGCUGGUCUUCACCAUGGUCUACACCAUCACCUGGCUGUUCUUUGGGUUCAUCUGGUGGCUCAUCGCCUACAUCCGGGGAGACCUGGACCACCUGGAAGAUGAGAACUGGAUCCCCUGCGUCGAAAACCUCAGCGGAUUUGUGUCGGCGUUCCUGUUUUCCAUCGAGACCGAGACGACCAUCGGGUACGGCCACAGGGUCAUCACAGAGAAGUGUCCCGAGGGCAUCGUGCUGCUCCUGGUCCAGGCCAUCCUGGGCUCCAUCGUCAACGCCUUCAUGGUGGGAUGCAUGUUCGUCAAGAUCAGCCAACCAAAGAAGAGGGCGGAGACCCUCAUGUUCUCCAACAACGCCGUCAUUUCCAUGAGGGAUGAGAAGCUCUGCCUCAUGUUCCGGGUCGGGGACCUCCGCAAUUCCCACAUUGUCGAGGCUUCCAUUCGAGCCAAACUGAUUAAGUCCAAGCAGACCAAAGAAGGAGAGUUUAUUCCCCUGAAUCAAACGGACAUCAACGUGGGAUUUGACACCGGAGACGACAGGUUGUUCCUGGUGUCCCCUCUCAUCAUCUCACAUGAGAUCAAUGAGAAAAGCCCCUUCUGGGAGAUGUCCCGCACCCAGCUGGAGAAGGAGGAGUUUGAGAUUGUGGUCAUCCUGGAAGGGAUGGUGGAAGCCACAGGCAUGACUUGCCAGGCUCGCAGCUCCUACAUGGACACCGAGGUGCUGUGGGGACACCGCUUCACCCCCGUGCUCACCCUGGAGAAGGAUUUUUACGAGGUGGACUAUAACAGCUUCCACAGCACCUAUGAGACCCACACCCCUGUGUGCUGUGCCAAAGAGCUGGCCCAGUCCCGCCGCGAAGGGCAGCUCCUCAGCCACCUGCCCAAGCUGGGCCGGGACCCAGGGACAGCCAGGGAGGAGGAGGAGGAGGAGGAAGAGGAGGAGGAGGAAGAGGAGGAGGAAGGCAGGGAGCCGGCAGGACUGAGUGGAGCCAACGGGACAGCAGGAGAAGGGAAUGAAGAGGUGCCUGUAUAACCCCGGAGCUGCUGGAGCACAGACACCCACACACCCUGCUGGGACACUGGGCUGGCCAGCCAGGAACCGACUGGGAGCCAGAGCUGCCAUUCGUGUCCAGCUUUGCUGCCUGCUGCUCAUCCUGGGAGUCACUGCACUGCACCGUGCCUCAGUUUCCCUUCCUCCUCCUGAGGCUCUGAGCUUUGCUCUCCUCUGCAAAGCAUCCUGAUCUCCAUGGACAAGGCCCACUCUUCUGAUCACUGUUACAAGCAAAAUUCCCACCACUGGUUCAAAAGGUGUUCAUUGGACGUGCAGAACUCUGCCCCUCUUGUGAGGGUGUUUCACCAGUCCAGAAUGUCCCAUCUCAGUAAGAAGAAUGUGAUUUCAUACCUUCACUUAAUUUGUGAGUCAAUGUAUUGUAGACAUUGUUCCAACUAAAUUAAAAGAAAAGGAAAAAAACCUCUCU
Messenger RNA from Parus major (Great Tit), 2485 nucleotides. RefSeq names its product potassium inwardly rectifying channel subfamily J member 5 (gene KCNJ5). Gene Ontology annotation, molecular function: G-protein activated inward rectifier potassium channel activity. The transcript has 5 exons. Gene Ontology annotation, biological process: regulation of monoatomic ion transmembrane transport; potassium ion import across plasma membrane. Bases 745 to 2040 code for a protein of 431 amino acids. Lineage: Eukaryota; Metazoa; Chordata; Aves; Passeriformes; Paridae. The record is from RefSeq and is a predicted model, not a curated record. Gene Ontology annotation, cellular component: plasma membrane.